Molecule: messenger RNA, 680 nt
Organism: Calliphora vicina (urban bluebottle blowfly)
Lineage: Eukaryota; Metazoa; Arthropoda; Insecta; Diptera; Calliphoridae
Product: small ribosomal subunit protein uS8A
Exons: 2
Coding region: 91-483 (130 amino acids)
Biological process (GO): translation
Cellular component (GO): cytosolic small ribosomal subunit; ribosome
Molecular function (GO): structural constituent of ribosome
Source: RefSeq, a predicted model, not a curated record
UGACAACUGCAGCAAUAUGGACUUCCUCUUUUUCGAUACGUUCGCGUUCGUGUAAAAUUGUUAAAAAUUUUCACAAAAUAAAUCUUAGCCAUGGUGCGUAUGAACGUAUUGGCCGAUGCCUUGAAAUGCAUUAACAACGCUGAAAAGCGUGGCAAGCGUCAGGUCCUCCUCCGCCCUUGCUCCAAAGUCAUCAUCAAGUUCUUGACUGUCAUGAUGAAACAUGGUUACAUUGGUGAAUUCGAAAUUGUCGAUGACCAUCGUUCUGGCAAGAUUGUUGUCAACCUUACCGGUCGCUUGAACAAGUGCGGUGUCAUCUCUCCCCGUUUCGAUGUUCCCAUCAAUGAUAUUGAAAAGUGGACCAACAACUUGUUGCCAUCUCGUCAAUUCGGCUAUGUUGUAUUGACCACCUCCGGCGGCAUCAUGGAUCACGAAGAAGCCAGAAGAAAACAUUUGGGAGGAAAGAUUUUGGGUUUCUUCUUCUAAAUUAAUAAACAUAACAACAAUUGAUGCAUCAUAAACUGUUUACAAGGCGGCAUUAACAAACAACAACAUGUGUUUGUCUGUGACGCGUGUAUGUUUGUAUGUUUUUUUUAUUUAAAAAACAAUAUUUUAUAUUAAUUAUAAAAGAAAGUGAUUUUGCUUAAUUUUAAGCAAGGAGAAUAAAAAAUUAAAAAUCUAAA